Molecule: messenger RNA, 3943 nt
Organism: Tachysurus vachellii
Lineage: Eukaryota; Metazoa; Chordata; Actinopteri; Siluriformes; Bagridae
Gene: hipk1a
Product: homeodomain interacting protein kinase 1a
Exons: 17
Coding region: 262-3675 (1137 amino acids)
Biological process (GO): intrinsic apoptotic signaling pathway in response to DNA damage by p53 class mediator; peptidyl-threonine phosphorylation; peptidyl-serine phosphorylation
Cellular component (GO): nucleus; PML body; cytoplasm
Molecular function (GO): protein tyrosine kinase activity; protein serine/threonine kinase activity; ATP binding
Source: RefSeq, a predicted model, not a curated record
UAGUGUAGGGGAGGGUGGUUUGGGCGCGGCCCCCGAGGCGCUUUCUGCUGUUUUAAGAGGCUACGUAGUGCAGGUUUACGGUGUGAAAACAUGCAUCUGUGGCCGUGUUUACGCAGGAAAAAUGCAGCUCUACUGUGGGAGGCAUCUAAUAAAGUCAGAGGAGAGAGAUUUUGCGGAUAAUAACGUUUUUAUUGAUUCAUUUUGUGCAAUGAGGCCUAACAGGGCGAAGAGUCGGGCUUGAGGAAUUCACCGUAAUCAGAUAUGGCCUCUCAGCUUCAGGCGUUCUCCUCCCCUUCGGUUUCCUCCAGCGGCCUUUCUCGCUCCAAGAAGCUCAAGCUGGAGAAGCCUGCAUGGGAUGGUGAGAAUAAUUACAAUCUGCAGAGCCCUAGACAAGCCAGUGCAUCCUCACCCUCAGCUCCGGAUUUCAACUCCAACUAUGGCUCUAACAGCCGUGGCUUUCCUUCCUCCAAUGGCACCCGUGAGCACACGGUUGUACGCGCUGCCGACAGCACUGGCAGCGUCCCUGGACCGUCCUCCUCCUCCUCUUCUUCCUCCUCUUCUUCCUCAUCUUCGUCAAGCCACCGGGGCAAAGACGGUUACCAAAAACAGAGCGGUGUGAAAAGGAAGAGCGAAGAGGUGGAGAGCAGCGACAGUGUGCAGAUCCUGGAAGAACUCUCGGCCCCUGUGCUGUCCAACCGGGCUGGUGGAGCAGGUGGAGGAGGCACCACUACCGCACAGUCCAUCACUCACUCCACCUCCACAGCCAAGAGCAGCAACUCGCACAGUGAGGGCGACUACCAGCUGGUGCAGCACGAGAUCCUCUGCUCUGUCUCCAACAGCUACGAGGUACUGGAGUUCCUUGGCCGCGGCACCUUCGGCCAGGUCGCCAAGUGCUGGAAGCGUGGCACCAACGAGAUCGUGGCCAUCAAGAUUCUCAAAAACCAUCCGUCUUACGCUCGACAGGGUCAAAUUGAGGUGAGCAUUCUGAGCCGGUUAUCUACAGAGAAUGCUGACGAGUUCAACUUUGUGCGCUCAUACGAGUGCUUUCAGCACAAGAACCACACGUGCCUGGUGUUUGAGAUGCUGGAGCAAAACCUGUACGACUUCUUAAAGCACAGCAAGUUCAGCCCGCUGAUGCUGAAGUGCAUCCGGCCCGUUCUGCAGCAGGUGGCCACCGCACUGAUGAAGCUCAAGAGUCUGGGCCUGAUCCACGCCGACCUCAAACCAGAGAACAUCAUGCUGGUGGAUCCCAUCAGGCAGCCGUACAGGGUGAAGGUGAUCGACUUCGGCUCAGCCAGUCACGUCUCAAAGGCUGUGUGUUCCACCUACCUGCAGUCCAGAUACUACAGAGCUCCUGAGAUCAUUCUGGGUCUGCCGUUCUGCGAGGCCAUCGAUAUGUGGUCUCUGGGCUGCGUCAUUGCUGAACUCUUCCUCGGCUGGCCGCUUUAUCCCGGGGCCUCCGAAUACGAUCAGAUCCGUUACAUCUCACAGACACAAGGUCUACCAGCGGAGUACCUCCUGAGCGCGGGAACAAAGACCAGCCGAUUCUUCCACAGAGGACCGGACGCCAGCUACCCCCUGUGGAGGCUCAAGACGCCAACAGAACACGAGUCAGAGCUUGGCGUCAAGUCCAAAGAGGCUCGGAAGUACAUCUUCAACUGUCUUGACGACAUGAUGCAGGUUAAUAUGACUAAUCUAGAAGGCACAGACAUUUUGGCAGAGAAGGCUGACAGGCGGGAGUUUAUUGACUUGCUAAAGAAGAUGCUCGCUCUUGACGCAGAUAAAAGGAUUACCCCGAUGAAGACCCUUAACCACCCGUUUGUAACCAUGACUCAUCUUCUGCACUUUCCCCACAGCGCACAUGUUAAGUCCUGUUUCCAGAAUAUGGAGAUCUGUAAACGCCGAUGCACCGCCUUUGACAACAACAAGAACCUCUUUAGCAACAGCAGUGCGCCGAGCGCGGCCACCAACCUCACUGUGACCUUCAGCAGCCAGCUCAGUCAGCACAGUCAGCAGAUGGCGCCCUCUGGUGGUCAGUCUCUGUCUUUGAGCAGCAACGUUCCUCUGCUUAACUACCAGCCGGAUCUGUACCAGCAGGCCACCAUCAACAUCCCGGGUCUGACACAGCAGAGCGUCCCACUGCAGACCAGACACACACAACUGUGCACUCAGACUGAACCCUUCCAGCAGACCCUCAUCGUCUGCCCCCCCACUAUACAAGCAGGGCUCCAGACCUCCAGUAAACACUCGGGAUAUCCAGUGCGGAUGGACAACUCUGUCCCCAUGGUCCCCCAAAACCAAUCCGCUCAGUCCUUGCACAUCCAGCCCAGCAUGCUGACGCAGGGCUCCUGCACACCACUGAUGGUCGCUGCCCUACACCCCCCUGCAGCAGGAGCACCCCCUCUGUACCCACUGCCCCUGGCAUUGAGUCGUUUGUCUACGAUAGCAGGGCACCUGGAGCCGAGCACAGCCAUGCUGCAAGGCUGGCCUGCAGGCACACAGCAGAUCCUUAUCCCGUCGGCAUGGCAACAGAUGCCAGGCAUGGCCAUCCAUGGCACCGGUCAGCCCGUCAUUGCUGAAUCUCCAGUCGGCUCUCUUUUGGCUGAUGGCUCGAGCCAGUCCAGUGCCAACUGGAGAGGGCGACACGGUGGCCAGUGCGAUGGCACACAGCAGGACGCCGCCCAGGGAUGUCACAUGACCUCACAGACGCUCAACACCGGCACAGCCAACAGUCGAGCACAGCAGAGCAGGGUCAAGAGACCAAAAGGUCGCGUUGCAGAAAGCAGAGCUAGGCCUGUGUCCUCUACACUGCACACCAGCGGUGACCCUUCGCAACCGAUCAUCAUUUCGGACACCCCCAGUCCGGCCGUCAGCAUCAUCACCAUUCCCAGUGACACAGAGGACGAAGAUGACACCAAAGUCCCGCCCACUAGCUGCAGCGCAAACCAGCGUGCGAACGUGAUCAGCUGCGUGACCGUUCACGACUCUCAGGACUCCGACUCGUCUACCUGCAGCCCUCUCACUCCUAAACGCGUGCCCAACUCGACAGACAGCAGCGGACAAGGCUCCAAGUCUCUCGCUGUAGUGAUGCCCUCGCUGAAGAUUCAGCCAUGGGAGGGGGUGACCAGUGAGCAAAGCAGCACAACAGCCACAAAAUCGAAGAAGACUUCAGCUCCGCAUUCGUCUCGCUCAGGAUUGUCCGGCAGUGAGCGGAAUCAGAGAACAGUGACCACCAAAUCACAGCCUCUCAACCUGAGCCAGGUCCAGCAGCCCGUGAUGUCCUCUCACGACAGGUCAGGGGGCGGAUCCCUGAGACGUCAACCCACAUAUCCUCCGGCAGGUCCGCCGCACUCCUACAGGCUGCACGAGGCCUCGCUUUUUAGCUCCGCCCCAAACCUGUACGCCUACCCCGCCUCGGCCGCCCUGGCCUCAGUUUCGCAGGCUGUGGAUCAGCUGCACAACUCCAGUGGCUCUUCGUCCUCUUCCUCCACGUCCUCGUCUAUCAGGCACACGCGUGCCACCGGGCCUUACUCUGCCUCUCUGAGUCUGCUACAGAAGAGCAGCGCUAUGGGGCUGAUGGGGCAAUCAGCUGCCUCGCACUGCCAACAGCAGCAGCUCCCUGGGCAGCCGUACCCUCUCAGCCAGAGGAAACUCAACCAGUACCCUUACCUGUGAGACACCUGACCCCAGUACCCUCACCCGUGAGACACCUGACCCCAGUACCCUCACCCGUGAGACACCUGACCCCAGUACCCUCACCCGUGAGACACCUGACCCCAGUACCCUCACCCGUGAGACACCUGACCCCAGUACCCUCACCCGUGAGACACCUGACCCCAGUACCCUCACCCGUGAGACACCUGACCCCAGUACCCUCACCCGUGAGACACCUGACCCCAGUACCCUUACCCGUGAGACACCUGACCCCAGUACCCCAGUACCC